GCGUGAGAGGAAGUGUGCCUUUCCUGCCAGGGGAGGGUCCUGGAUUAACUCAGCUCUGUCUGCCCUCAUACCAAACGCUCAGCUGAUAACUGCUGCCGAAGGAUAUACUGUAGCCAGACUGACUGCACUGCUAACUGCUGCUGUGGUUUAUAUUGGCAGACUGCAGUGGAGAGCAAGAGGAGGAGAUUGUUUUCAGUUUCUGUGUGGAGGAGGGAGGAGGGAGGAGGGAGAAAGAAAGAACGCUAACUUCACCAGAGCUGGUGGUUUUGCUGCUGUAGGGAGAGGAAAAACAGAAUAACGGAGGCAGAGAAAGAGAAAACGAUCUUGUGUCAGGCUUAAUGGCCUGAUGGGGGAGAUGUCCAAGGUUUAACGCAGCAUGUCCAUUGGAGCGAGGCACCCAGAGGCCGAGACAGGAUUUGUUCCUAGUGUUCAAGACUUUGAUAAGAAGCUAGCUGAAGCUGAUGCCUACCUGCAGAUUCUGAUUGACCAGUUAAAGCUGUUUGAUGAGAAGAUCAAGGACUGCAAAGAGGAUGAAUCACGCAGAAAAAUCGAAAAUUUGAAGGAGACUACUUGUAGCAUGGUAGAGUCCAUCAAGCACUGUAUUGUACUGCUGCAAAUCGCCAAGGACCAAAGUAACGAACAGCAACACGCAAACGGACUUAUAAGCACCAUAAACCCAGUGGAUGGGAUCUACCAACCUCCUCUGGACACUCCUGUAGUCAACACCACGAUGCCAACACAGACCACACUACCCACAGACGCUUCUCAGGUGUGUAAAUCAGACCAACGACCCUCCACGUUACCUGUUGGUCCCGUCGUCACAGUGAUGGGCAGUCUGCAGACCCCAACUCCCAACAGCACAGGGAGUGGCCCGUCAGGCCCCAGCAGCAGCGUCGCCUCUCCUGCUCACAUCCCCCUCCCCUCGCACUCGGUGCCAGACUUCUCCUACUCCUCCAGCGAGGAUGAGUUCUAUGAUGCUGAUGAGUUCUACCAGAGCAGCACUUCCCCCAAACACUGCAUAGAUCCCUCAGGGCCUCAAGCUGCCUCGCCCCUCACUAAUGAAGCGACAGCGUUGAAACGACCAGACACCACCGAGUCCCUCAACUCUUCCAUGUCCAACGGCACCACAGAUGCAGACCCAUUUGACAGUCACGACGACCGCGAUGAUGAAGGCGAGGGCGAGUCCGUGGAGGAGCACAAGAGUGUCAUCAUGCAUCUUCUCUCCCAAGUUCGAUUGGGAAUGGACCUCACAAAGGUGGUGCUGCCUACCUUCAUCCUAGAGAGGAGAUCUUUGUUAGAAAUGUACGCAGACUUCUUUGCACAUCCCGACUUAUUUGUAAGUAUCGCUGAUCAGCCGGAGCCCCGGGAGCGCAUGGUUCACGUGGUAAAGUGGUACCUGUCAGCGUUCCAUGCAGGGAGGAAAGGUUCAGUGGCCAAGAAACCUUACAACCCAAUCCUGGGAGAAGUCUUCUACUGCCACUGGGAUCUGCCCAGCGAAUCAGAGGAGCCGUCCCUACACACGGAGACGGUGUCAGAGGGUCCAGUACCGUGGUCGUCAACCAACAGCGUGUGUUUUGUGGCAGAGCAGGUCUCUCACCACCCACCCAUUUCUGCAUUCUACGCAGAGUGUUUAAAUAGGAAGAUUCAGUUCAACGCCCACAUCUGGACUAAGUCUAAGUUCUUAGGCAUGUCCAUAGGUGUCCACAAUAUUGGCCAAGGUUGUGUGUCGUGUUUGGAGCACGAUGAACACUACAUCCUUACCUUCCCCAACGGAUAUGGCAGGUCGAUUCUGACUGUGCCGUGGGUGGAGCUGGGCGGGGAGUGCAGCAUCUCCUGCUCUAAGUCGGGCUACAGUGCAAACAUCGUGUUCCACACCAAACCCUUCUACGGAGGAAAGAAGCACAGGAUCACCGCUGAGAUUUUUGCACCAAAUGAUAAGAAGUCUUUCUGCUCCAUCGAAGGAGAAUGGAACGGAGUGAUGUACGCCAAGUGGGCAACUGGGGAGAACACAGUGUUCAUAGACACUAAGAGGAUAGGCAUCAUUAAGAAGAAAGUGAGAAAGCUGGAAGACCAGCUCGACUACGAGUCCCGAAGAUUGUGGAGAGACGUGACGUUGAACCUGAAGCUGAAAGACAUCGAUGCAGCAACAGAUGCCAAACACCGGCUGGAGGAGAAACAGAGAGCCGAAGCCAGAGAGAGGAAGGAGAACGAGCAGCAGUGGGAGACCAGGCUAUUCCACGAGGACGGGGAGUGCUGGGUCUACGACGAGCCUCUAUUAAAGAGAUUAGCCUCUCAGAGGCACUGAGCAGACUACGCACACAGAUAACACACACCAUACGUAUGCAUAAAGAGAUGCACACACACAACAGAGUCUUCAUAAGAACUCUUUUGCAAAACCACUUCUUUUCCAAGCCUUGGAAUGACUGAUGAUUGAAUAUGUACACAGCUUUGCAUUUGACUGUAAAACAACAAUAUGGAAAUGAAUGAAAUCAAAUGGAAAAGCAUCUAAGAUGUAACAUGAAAACUAGUAAAGCUCCUCUCCUUAUUUGGGCAAUGUCACUUCCACCGCCACAGAUACCCGCCAACACGAGACUUGGCAGCGCAGAGGGUUGACACGUCUCUCAGCUCUGUCCGUCAGCUUCACGGCCACACCUCUCAUCAGGUCCACAGGACGAGCCACUCGUUUCCCUACACAGAUGUUUUUUGGGAAGGGGGGGCAAAAGUGUGUGUGGUCGAUGGUGUUCAAAUCAAAUAAACCUUGACAAAUAAAAUGGCGCUCUACAUCUCAGGGAAUCUGGUGACUGAGGAAAGAAAGCUGCUGCCCCCUCCGAGAGUCUGACAGCCUUAUAACGGUGGAAGGGACUAAUCUUAAAGGGGCGGGAGAGGAAUUCUCCGCUUGCCUGCAACUAGUUGUAACUGUUGUUUAUAUAUAGAUAUACAUAUGAUGGAUAUAUAAAUAUAUAUUCUUUUUUAUUUUCAAUGCUCUUUUUGUUUAUUUUUUUUCUUUCUGGCAAUAGUGUAAAAUAUUUGAAGAUAUGAACUUGAUGGCUUUACAUCUUUAGGAAUCAUUCCAUUUACCCUUUUGGUGUUAUGUUCCCAUUUCGAGUUAACUUUGCCGCCUAUGUGGUCCUUCACACUGUUCUGUGUCUCAAGUGUUACCCAGAAGCAAAGCCCUACCUAAGCCAUAGCAUCUGAACACGCUGAUUUGUGGAAUAUAUGCAAUAUAGAGCUCAUUGACAUCGCCUGUCAAAGGACAAAUUCGGGUGUCCAUUAUGCCAAAAAGGUUUAGAUAUAAGGCUAAAGGGACUUUUCAUCUGGACAGAGAUCAAACAGUCCUCUGAAAAUGUGUCCAUGUUACCUGAAGGCAUUUAUGAACAAAUGAUUGUUUACAUAUUUUUGUCUUUCUGGUUCGCUGGUUCAUGAUGUAAGGCUAGGACCGAGUCUGUUUAGUCUCCCUUUUUGUCCCUGUGUCCUCUCCAAACCCAAAGAUGUCAGAGUGGAUCACCCUCACGGUUCACGUGUUGUCAGAGGGAGAGGAGAGUAAAAAUCGAGGAACCAGAGUAGACUUUUGAAACGCUGCUGCUGUUUCUUAGAGCUGCUAUGAGUCCAGACUGUGUUCUUCCGGAUCAGUUUUCUUGUAAACUUAUAUUUUUUGUUCAAUGUUUUUUGAGAUAACAACCACAUAGAGGGCAAUAUCUAUCCUCCUGUACACCUCUGCUUUAUUGAAUCAUCAUUCAUUCUCUUAUUUACAGCUACAUAGGUUGGAUCUAAAUGCAAUGAUACUUGGAUAAAAUACAGAAAUAAAAAACAAUUUUCACCUGAAAAUGCCCGAGAAUAUCUCUCACAGCAGUCCCUUGUUAUAUCUGUCAACAUUAAAGAUUUGAUUAUCGUAUGCUCUAGAUUUUUGACCUGUAUGAAUAUGGUUGAUUUAAAUGAAGAUUACAAGACCUCUGACUCUUAAAAUCAGUGAAUCUGGUGAAGGAAUCUAUAAAGGUAAACAUAUUCCUGGUGCUGUAUGCAGAUCAAGUGGAAAAUGUGUUGAAUUUAAUCCUCCUCUAAAAGCAUACAAAAUGCUGUUUAAGUGAAACCAAAUGAAAUCCAGUGUCCAAGCUAAAUUUGAAAUUUUUAAUUUUUUUUUCCUCCAUGUUAUGUCUUUGUAAAUUAUAUUGAAUCGAGGCCUUGCCAUACAUUUCAGUAUCACUCAGUAUCGCCUGAUAGAGAGCAAUCAAAAUGUAUUUUUUAUUUCAUUUUGAUCAUAACCAUUGAUUGUAUCAGAUUUUCCUGUUUAUUGAUGCAUAAUAUUAAAUCUCCAUGAGUUUAUUCCUGA
Molecule: messenger RNA, 4327 nt
Organism: Epinephelus lanceolatus (giant grouper)
Lineage: Eukaryota; Metazoa; Chordata; Actinopteri; Perciformes; Serranidae
Gene: osbpl9
Product: oxysterol binding protein-like 9
Cellular component (GO): Golgi apparatus; cytosol; membrane
Molecular function (GO): sterol binding
Source: RefSeq, a predicted model, not a curated record